GAAACGUUGUCUUUGAUGGGUACCCGUUCUGGGGCGCAGACAGGAUUGUGGAUGGAAACUCGGGUUUAUAAAAUGGGGAGAGCAUUCAUAUCAUUGACUUGGAGAAAGAUUUGCUCUCCCCUGUAUUUUCCUCCCUCUGACAGCUCUCUGCCUCUCCCCUUACCACAGACACCCUCCCACCCAGCCAGAGGCAGUCUCUCGGGUGAGGCCCCAGCCCAGGCUCGCUGACACUCGGUGCCUGCUGCAGAAAGAGGUGGGGCUGCCACAGCCACAGCUCCCUCCUGCCUUUCCCACUGACCUGAGUUCAAGCUGCUGCUGCUGCUGCUCUGCCAGCGGCUGAGGCUUCCCUGUGCAGUGUAAUCCCUGCACCCGCGGAGCAUCCAGCAGCUGCCGGGCACUUGCAGCCCUCUCAUGAAUUUCUCUCUUUUUCUCCAAGGGGCUGACUGUUGUGGUUUCAAGGCUACUGUUUUCCAUCCCACCACAGGAGCACUGUAUCCUAUUGGACAAUGGAAAUUGUAUGGAAAAAAAGGUGGUAUCUUCAGCUGGGCUGUAUAUUGAUGCUGAAUUUAGUUUACGCCAAUCUAGACUAUCAAAAAGAAACUCCUCCAAGCCUGGGUCAGAUUGACCAUGAGUGCUGGGAGGUCUCAUCCCAUGGGCUGGUGGAAAUGAAGAAACUCAAGGUAGCAGAUACAGUCAUUGGUCUCUGGGACUUCAUGAUGUUCCUAAAGGAAUCCCCUAAGCCCAAGCACAAUGAACUCUUCAAUGAGUUAGCCCAGAACUUCUGGGAUAUGUAUGUCGACUGUGUGCUCUCAAGAUCCCAUGGAAUGGGCAGAAGACAAUUAGCGUCUCCCAAAUACUCUUCCACAUACUCACAUAGAACUUUAGAAGGGUCUGCUUUCACCAACCCAUUUUAGUCAAAAUAAAGAUACCUCAGGAAGGCACAUCAAAAUGAAGGAGCACCAAAGCACGGCAUGUACUCGAGAUGCUUAGACAAGUCCACUGGCAUGGUUCAACCUUCUUUUUUUUUCCUUUUCUUUGUGUAAAGCAUUUAAUCACUGCUAAAUUGAUAAGUAUGUAAACUGCCACACUGUCACUUUUGCUUUCCUGUCUUGCAGUCUGUCAAGGUUGCGUUUAUCCCACUGCAUGUCUGAAUGCUUUUGUGUUUUGAGUUAAGACUUUUGUUGUCUCAGGUAAGCUUGUAAGUCUGAACAGUGUCGUAUGUUUGAAGAGGCUCAUCUUUUCCAGUAAUUAUCUUUUUUUAAAGUCAUUUUGGAUAGAAGCCCAAUAUAUUUUUAUACUUUAAGCAAUGGAGAAAAUGUCAACAAGCAUUUUAUACAGUGUCUUGCACAUAAAAUUAACUUCAAGAAUUGCAAAAAAGUGUGACAUCAAGCUAAAGGGAAGGAUUAUGCUUAUUGUAAUGUCCUGUGCAGUCUUAACUUUGUAAUUUAUCACUGCUUAAUCUAGGCUGUGGAUUAAUUAAAGUAUUUUUUUAUGCA
Messenger RNA from Pezoporus flaviventris, 1496 nucleotides. RefSeq names its product family with sequence similarity 237 member B (gene FAM237B). Lineage: Eukaryota; Metazoa; Chordata; Aves; Psittaciformes; Psittacidae. Bases 507 to 914 code for a protein of 135 amino acids. The record is from RefSeq and is a predicted model, not a curated record. The transcript has 3 exons.